AUGACUUCUCAUCAACUGAGCGUCGAAGUUGACAUCAUAAAACAUAAAAAUUUAUUCUCGCCACAAACUCAAAAGGGUUUUCUCCUCUACAUUCCCAAGAAAGAUAUAUCAGAGCUUGAAAAAGAAAAAAAAAUGUCUUUUAGUAAUCCACAAAAUGAUAUUAACCCUGAGAUGGCUAAUGGAUGUGGAUCUUUGGCUUUGGAAGAUAUAUGGCUUUUCUUACUUACAACUAGAGAGAAAGAAUUUUCACCAUGA
This is a messenger RNA of Clunio marinus, 255 nucleotides long. The record is from the annotation of a GenBank genome assembly. NCBI's taxonomy places the organism in Eukaryota, Metazoa, Arthropoda, Insecta, Diptera, Chironomidae.